Messenger RNA from Mixia osmundae IAM 14324, 1200 nucleotides. RefSeq lists its product as uncharacterized. NCBI's taxonomy places the organism in Eukaryota, Fungi, Basidiomycota, Mixiomycetes, Mixiales, Mixiaceae. Gene Ontology annotation, molecular function: ATP-dependent FeS chaperone activity; ATP binding; 4 iron, 4 sulfur cluster binding. Gene Ontology annotation, biological process: iron-sulfur cluster assembly. The transcript is spliced from 6 exons. Gene Ontology annotation, cellular component: cytosol. The record is from RefSeq and is a predicted model, not a curated record. Bases 123 to 1145 code for a protein of 340 amino acids.
GGCCGUCGCGGCGGGUGUCAGUGAGACCCAAGGGACGAAAGGCCGGGCCGUCGACGUGGCGAUGGCACCUCCCUCCGUCGUCGACGCGAAGUCAAAAGUUGCGCGAAUCAGAGACGAUCAUGAUGUUGACUCAGGCAGCUGUGCCUGCGCCGAUGAAGAUGGAUGAAGUGGCGGCACGACCGACUGCGUCUCUCCUGCCGACGGACAAGCCAGCAGACGCACCCGAAGCCUGUCCCGGCACAGAGUCUGAAUCUGCCGGCAAAGCUUCAGCAUGCGACGGAUGUCCCAAUCAGAAUAUCUGCGCUACCAACACGAACAAAGGACCCGAUGUCGAUUUGCCACUCAUCAAAGACCGCAUGAGCUCUGUCAAACGGAAGAUCCUCGUUCUGAGCGGCAAAGGAGGUGUGGGCAAGAGCACGUUCACCACCGGACUUGCCUGGGCGCUCGCAGCAGACGAAACCGUCCAAACCGGCAUGAUGGAUAUCGACAUCUGCGGUCCUAGUCUGCCACUGAUGCUAGGGCUGCAAGAUGCUCGACUGCAUGCUACCUCAUCAGGCUGGUCGCCACUCUACGUGCUCGACAACCUUUGCGUCAUGUCGAUCGGCUUCAUGCUGCCUUCCUCGAGCGAUGCAGUCAUCUGGCGGGGGCCCAAGAAGAAUGGUCUCAUCAAGCAAUUCCUCAAAGAUGUAGACUGGGGAGAGUUGGACUACUUGCUCGUCGAUACUCCACCGGGCACAUCGGACGAGCAUCUCUCCAUCGUUCAGUAUCUCAAAGAGUCAGGCAUAGACGGUGCAGUCAUCGUGACAACACCCCAAGAAGUAGCGCUGCAAGACGUGAGAAAGGAGAUCGAUUUCUGCCGAAAGGUCGGCAUCAAUAUCCUCGGCAUCGUCGAAAACAUGUCUGGCUUUGUCUGCCCGAGCUGUCACGGACAAUCCGAUAUCUUCAUUCCCAGCACAGGCGGUGCAGACAAGCUCGCAAAGGACAUGGAUCUUCGCUUGCUCGGUAAAGUGCCCCUUGAUCCUCGAAUCGGCAAAUGCUGCGAUUUCGGCAAGAGCUUCUUAGACGAAUAUCCCGAAUCUCCUGCAACGCAGGCUUAUCUUGACAUUGUCGACAACAUACAUGCCAUACUUGACACUCAAGUCUAGUCUAGGCUCGUAUGAGCUUGACGAGCCGAUGAAGAGACGCGCUGCGGAUCUCGAA